AUGGAACGCGCCGAGGACGAACUCGAACGCAUCAUGUAUCGAGGAGCUCCUCCUAGGAAGCGAGUCCGCGAAGCUGUAAGCAGCUCGAGCAGCUCGAGCAGCACAAGCAACACAAGCGAUGAUGAGAGCGAACCCGGUUUCCUCAUCCCAGAUGAACCACCACCUCCAUCCCCGAAGCCUCUCCUCGCAACGAUGUCUUCGGGCAAGCAAGUCGUCGUUCCUCGCCCGAACCUUCCUAUCGCCCUCCAAGACGUCAUUGAGUUCCUGCACCACUUCAAGAUUUUUAAAGGUCUUAUCUCCGGAGAUUUUAAUAGAUCCCAAGGCGCCAUGCUUGCCGUUCUCACAAAAUGGAACUCGGUUUACAGCAUCGCCCAAGAUCCUCACAUGGAGUCCGCCGAAGCAAUAGGAGAGAAAGCCGGUAGCAACCUCGCCCUUCGUUGCAUCAUCACCAAACAGGAACGCCUCCUCAGACCUCUCUACGACUAUUUCAACAAUCUCGACCUUCAGGCAGAAAAGAACUUGAGAGACAUGACGGCAAAGGACAUGGACGAGUAUGCCGAGUAUGGCCCUAUUUCAUGGUAUCAUAUGCAGGCUAUGCAGCGCCGCUUUGCAUGCUCUGCCAAGGACGGCAUCGUCCAGAUCUCACGAAAGGAGCAAGCAAAGCGCGAGGAGGAAAAGCAGGCCGCGAAGCUUCUGGCAGAGAUUGAGGCAACGAAGGCGAUCGAGAAUCGUGGGGGUAUUGUGUUUGGCUCUGGUGGUGGCGCGCGUGGUGGAUUUGACUUCAAUAUGGAGGUUCAAGUGACCGACGAGUUCACCUUCAAGCCAUACGAGGGAGGCGAUCUGGGGGAGGUUGAAUUCGAUCUCGAUGGUACUCCUUGA
Molecule: messenger RNA, 879 nt
Organism: Hyaloscypha bicolor E
Lineage: Eukaryota; Fungi; Ascomycota; Leotiomycetes; Helotiales; Hyaloscyphaceae
Exons: 2
Coding region: 1-879 (292 amino acids)
Source: RefSeq, a predicted model, not a curated record